Xylona heveae TC161 is the source of this 1716-nucleotide messenger RNA. Its product is annotated as kinase subdomain-containing protein. Gene Ontology annotation, cellular component: mitochondrion. Lineage: Eukaryota; Fungi; Ascomycota; Xylonomycetes; Xylonales; Xylonaceae. The transcript is spliced from 3 exons. The record is from RefSeq and is a predicted model, not a curated record. Bases 1 to 1716 code for a protein of 571 amino acids.
AUGUUGAGCUGCUCAAGAGUGCGUCGCUUCCUUACCAUCGGCCAAACGCCAGGACAGCUUUCUAUUGUCAGGAGGUGUUCUUUGCUCUCAGAGGCCAUCAUUAGGGAAAAGCUGCAAUCUGACGAUCUGUUUCGAUACACCUCGGGAAGAUGGUUGUACAACGAGUCAAAGCGCCUUCAAGAAAGACAAUUAAGCUUCAAUCUCCCAGCCCUCGUGAAGGCCGCAGCAAUUUCCAUCGGACGAGAUGGCAGCGAUAUUCGGUCCAUACAAAAGUUAGCUGAAGGCGGGUUCAACCGAACCUUUCAGUUGACUAUGAAGGACGGAUUCCAACUGAUCGCCCGCCUACCGUACCCAUCAACCCAACCGAAACGCCUCGCCGUAGCUAGCGAAGUGGCCACCAUGGAUCUCAUCCGUAGCUAUGGGGUCCCGGCACCCAAAAUCUACGGCUACUCAUGUGACGCUCAUAAUCCUGUCGGCGCCGAGUACAUACUAAUGGAAGAGGCCCCAGGGCGGCUGUUAGGAGAUAUUUGGUUUUCGCUCUCUGAGAAGGACAGGAUUAAAAUUCUAUCGGAAAUUGUGGAUAACGAGGCGAAGCUCUUUAAAAUUGACUUCCCAGCGUAUGGUAGCAUUUUCUACGAUAAAGAUGUCCCUUCUGGCAUGGGACGAGAAACUUUUCAGCCAAGUAGUUCAGCAGAGCCGUUCUGCAUCGGUCCGGAUGCGUCGUUCAAGUUCUGGUUCGAAGAGCGAAGCGCUUUGGAUAUUCAAAGGGGACCUUCCAUGAGCGCAGUAGAAGUUCUUCAGCGCGCGGCGGCUAAAGAAAUGGCUUGGCUCCGAGCAUAUGGUAAACCUCGCCUGCCGUUUGAGCGAGUUCACAGGGACAUCACAAAUUACGAAAAGUCCAACCCUCAGGAACAUCUUCAUAACCUCGAAAAAUACAUGCAAGUGGCUGCUCAACUUGCUCCCAAGGAUCGAUGGCUUCAUAGGCCGAUCAUCCGCCAUCCGGAUCUUAAUCCAAACAAUAUCUUCGUUUCCGAAAGCCUCGAUAUCGUAAGCAUAAUCGACUGGCAGCAUAGCACCAUCCUUCCUCUAUUUUUGCACGCUGGAAUUCCGGCACACCUUCAGAACUACGGGGACCCAGAUUCUGAAAACCUGGUUCGACCCCAGCUUCCAGGUGAUGUCGAGGAAAUGGACAACGACGAUCGGGAAAAGGAGCUUGAGCUAUAUCGCCGGCGUCAUCUUCACUUCUACUACGUUGGAGCCACGGCCAAGAAGAUUGAUUCUCAUUUUCAAGCCCUGACGCAUGAGGGGGGUUUGUUCCGCCGCAAAAUUUUCCAACAUGCCGGUGAGCCAUGGGAGGGAAACAACUUCCCGCUCAAGGCUGACCUGAUUCGUCUGUCGCACCACUGGCGGGAGCUGGUUUCCGAAGAAAAUGAAAGUAGUACUCCACCGCCGUGCCCAAUCUCAUUUAAUGAGCAUGAGAUUGAGGAAACGCUACAGACCAUGGCGAAGCAGGAGGAAGCAGAUCACCAAAUGGAAAUUCUCCGCAACGUCAUUGGAAUCAAUGUCGACGGGUGGGUUUCUACAGAGGGGUAUAAGGAGGCUGAAGCCCAAGCCGCGGAAAUGAAAGCCGAAGCGAUAGGGUACGCGGAGAAUGACUUUGAGCGUGAGAUGACAGUGAGGCAUUGGCCUUUUUCCGACCACGACGAGAGAGAAUAG